Messenger RNA from Candidula unifasciata, 261 nucleotides. Lineage: Eukaryota; Metazoa; Mollusca; Gastropoda; Stylommatophora; Geomitridae. The record is from the annotation of a GenBank genome assembly.
GCAGCCUACCAGACCAGGAGAAGACGGCAUGCCUUUGCUGCAGUCGACUGCUACAGGUUUGGCCAUCUGUGUCACAAACAGGGCGUGGAAGACACUCCGACAUUCACGCUGUUUUCCAACGGACACAAGGUGGCAACCAUCACGGACGCGGAAACCUUUGACAGUGAUUCCAUGAAGGGUUUUGUCGAGAAGGCUCCAGUCCUGAGUGGGCCAGUCAAGGAAACAGAAUCGAAACGCUACUUGCCUAUAGAGUACCGAUGA